AUGGGCUGCACUUCCAGCACCAGCAGCGACGCCGACGGCGCCACGGACCUCUCGAAGCCGGCGCUCUCACGUCAGACGCUCGGCAACGCCAGCCUUGGCGACGCAGCCGACGCUCUCACGUCUGCGUUCGUGAAGCAGCACUGGGACGCAUCGGACCUGGAGGCCAAGUACGACCUGAGUGGGAGCAGGCAGCUCGGCAAGGGUGCGUUUGGCGUGGUCCGCACCUGCAAGCGCCUCGGAGGCGGAGGCGGCGAGUACGCGCUCAAGACCAUUUCGCUCGACUUCGCGUCGGCGUCCGCUCUGAAGGAGCUAAAGAAUGAGAUCGACAUCCAGCGCGCUUUUGACCAUCCCCACAUCGCGCGGAUCGUCGAGACCUUCUACGCCAAGCCGACAGGCCCGACUGAAG
Emiliania huxleyi CCMP1516 is the source of this 406-nucleotide messenger RNA. RefSeq lists its product as hypothetical. Lineage: Eukaryota; Haptophyta; Isochrysidales; Noelaerhabdaceae. The record is from RefSeq and is a predicted model, not a curated record. The transcript has a single exon. The annotation marks the transcript as partial. Gene Ontology annotation, molecular function: protein kinase activity; ATP binding. Gene Ontology annotation, biological process: protein phosphorylation.